Corythoichthys intestinalis (scribbled pipefish) is the source of this 8581-nucleotide messenger RNA. Its product is annotated as NACHT, LRR and PYD domains-containing protein 14-like. Gene Ontology annotation, biological process: intracellular signal transduction. NCBI's taxonomy places the organism in Eukaryota, Metazoa, Chordata, Actinopteri, Syngnathiformes, Syngnathidae. The record is from RefSeq and is a predicted model, not a curated record. Bases 208 to 3372 code for a protein of 1054 amino acids. Gene Ontology annotation, molecular function: protein binding. The transcript has 11 exons.
UAAAUGACCAUGCAUAAAUGGAUGUUUCAAGGACACACCCAGAGUGCAAAGUCUACCAGGACUCGACAGAAAACUUGUCACUCGCACGGGAGGAGGCGACGGGAGGCUACAACAACAAGGCCGCGCACUUGAUCAAGAAGGUUGCAAUUCCUUGAAGACAUCCACUAUCAACGAAUCUCCUCGUUCACAUAACUCCAAUCGGGAACAAUGGCUCUGGACACCGAGCGAAAGGAGCUGCUACUGGGAACGCUGAGGAAACUGGGAAAGGAAGAUUUCGAGUCCUUCAAGUUUUUCACGGACUUGCCUCAAAGUGUACUUAACACAGACAUCCCGGUGGACAUUGCCUAUGAGUUGAUAAGGAAGCACGGCGAGAACGUUCUGGAAGAGACCGUCAAGAUUCUUAAGAAGAUCGGGAACAACAACUUGGCCGAAAUACUGCACAACGGCAUGCUGAAAAUAAAAGUUGCUGACCUCGCCGUCCAUGAAGAUGAAGAUGAUGAUCAGAUUGGCAGAUUGAAGAGAGACCUGCAAGAGAACCUGCUGAGUUUAUACAGCUUUGUUCCCGAGGGCAACACCAAGCGCUGGGAGCAGCAGCAGUCUCUGGCGGAUGUCUACACAGAGCUCAACGUCACCUACGGGGCUGACGUCAGCCCUGACAAGCGGCACGAGGUCCUUCAGAUGGAGACGUGCGCCCUCACCAAGAAGUCUAUCCGGCCGUGCGACAUCUUCGAAAGCGCAGACGGGAAGCGUCGACCGAUUCGCACAAUGCUCACCGUCGGCUUCGCAGGAAUCGGGAAAACCUUCCUGGUGCGCAAGUUUGCGAUGGAUUGGGCCAGCGGAAAUACCAACCAGGACGUGGACUUCAUAUUUCCCUUCACCUUCCGUGAGUUGAACAUGGAAAAAGGAAAAAGCUUUACGCUGGCCAAGCUAAUCCGACUGUACGUCAGCGAGAGCAGGCGCAUGAGCGAGGAGACGCUGAACAAUAUCUUUGACAGCCUGCAGAAGUCCGGUAACCGUGACUAUAAAACCAGCAGGAUCAAGAUCUUGUUCGUCCUGGACGGACUUGACGAGUGCAACUUCAAAAUGGACUUGAAGAACGAGAUGAAAAUGGACAUCGAUGUAAAGCAGGCCUACCCACUGGAGGUGCUCCUGGCGCACCUCAUCAAAAGGAACCUGCUACCCUGCGCCCGGCUUUGGAUCACAACACGGCCCGCGACAGUCCGCUAUAUCCCCUCUAACCUCAUCGACAGCAGAACAGAGGUGAGAGGAUUCAGUGAUUCCCAGAGGCUGGAGUACUUCAGGAAAAGAUUCCCAAAUGAUGAGCGCGUCAUUCAGCACAUCCGGAAAUCUCGCACCAUCUUCAUCAUGUGUCACAUGCCAAUCUUCUGCUGGAUCAGCUCCACAAUUCUACAGGAUCAUUUGGACAAAGGGAAGGUGGGAGAUCUUCCAACAACGCUGACCGAGAUGUACACAUGGAUCGUGUUUUACCACCUGGAAGUAUGGAAGGAGAGACUGAAGACGGAGUACAGCCGUUAUGUGAAAGCGCUAGCAAAGCUGGCCUUUCACCACACGAUGAAUAAGCGUCAGAUCUUCUACGAGAAGGACCUAGAAGACAGCGGCUUUGAUUACGGCCAAGACGCUAAACACUGCGGUUUGUUCACCGAGGUGUUCAAAGAAGUACGUCCGCUAAGGAGAAUCCAGCAAGGCAAGAUGUUUCAGUUUGUCCAUUUGACCAUCCAGGAGUAUCUAGCCGCACUGUACGUGAUGAUGAUGUGCUCCCAUCACAAAAAGAAUGUACUAGCUGACUCCAGAUGGUCACUGAAAGGCUUUUUAAUGCCUGCUAAGCAGAAGCUAAUCACUCAGGUCCAGUUGUCAGCUCUACAGAAAGCCUCUGAGAGUGAAGGAAACCUGGACCUUUUCCUGCGCUUCCUCUUUGGCCUUUCCUUGGCAUGCAACCAGGAACUAUUGGGGGAACUGCUGAAGGCUCCUCAGGACUGCGGGCAAAGCAAGUCAGACACAGUCGAGUUGAUCAAAAAAAGUAUAAAACAGAACACUCCAGAGAAGAACAUCAACUUAUUCUACUGCUUAAGCGAGCUGAAGGACGACUCCAUGCUGGAACAGAUUGAGCAAGAACUACAUUCAAGAAAUCUGUCCUGGCGCAACAUGCCAAAUGAAAUGUGGUCGGCCCUGGCCUUCUUCUUACUGACCUCUGACGAACCCAUGGAUUGGUUUGACCUGAAGAAGUACUCCGCAUCGGCGUAUGGGCUCGAGAUGCUGCUGUCGGUGGUCAAGGCUUUUGAAAAAUCAGUGCUAACCGAUUGUCACCUGGACAAACGCAGCUGUCACCUGCUGGCCUCCGUUCUCAGCUCUUCAUCCAACCUGAGGUUUCUUGACCUGAGCCACAACGAUCUGUUGGACGAGGGUGUCGAGAUCCUCUCGAAGGGACUGGCCAGCCGAAACUGCAUCUUGCAAGUCUUAAAGUUGACAAAGUGCAAGAUCACAAAGCAAGGAUGCACUGAAUUGGCCAAGGCUAUCAAGCUAAACCCCUCCAAUCUUCAAGAGCUGGUCCUGAGCGAAAACGAUUUGUCGGACGAGGGGGUCACGAGCCUCUCGAAAGGGCUGGCCAGCCAAGACUGCACCUUAAAAGUCCUUGAGCUGUCAAACUGCGGGUUCACGGAGAAAGGAUGUGUUUCAUUGGCUAGGGCUCUCAAGUCAGACCCCUCCCAUCUUCAAGAACUGUGUCUGAGCGAAAACGAUCUGUCGGACGAGGGGAUCAAGAUCCUCUCGAAAGUACUGGACAGUUCCAACUGCUUCCUAAAAGUCCUCAGGCUGUCACAUUGCAAGUUCAUGGAGCGAGGAUGCUUUUCAUUGUCCUUGACUCUCAAGUUUAGCCUCUUACAUCUUCAAGAACUGGAUCUGAGUGCCAAUGACUUUUCAGACGAGGGGGUUGAGACCCUCUCAAAAGAACUGACCAGCCCCAAUUGCUUCUUAAAAGUCCUCAGUCUGUCAGGUUGCAAGAUCACGAAGCAAGGAUGCAGUUCAUUGGCCAGGGCUCUUAUGUUCGGCCUUCUCCAUCUUCAAGAGCUGGACCUGAGUGAGAACAAUCUGUCAGACGAAGGGGUUGAGAUUCUCUGGGAAGGAUUGGCCUGCAGAGGCUCCGACUUAAAAGUCCUCGAUCUGUCAAGCUGCAAUAUCACGAAGCGAGGAUGCGUUUCUUUGGCCGAGGCUUACAAGUUGAACCCUUUCCAUCUUCAAGAGAUAUGGCUGUGGUGCAAUCCAAUAGGAGAAGAAGGAGAAAGCAUCUUAACAGAGUUUUCGCUUCGUUUUCCUCUUCGAGCAACGUUUGAUCCAUUUCGUCAAGAUGGAUUUUGAUCAGUCCAUCCGAGUACCCAGACGCGGCUUGCAAGUACCCGGAACUGUAUGACCACCGCGAGACGGCGUCAGCGCAACAGGCAUAACAGUUUUGCCCGCCUUCUGCAACACUGCUGCCACUGGGAGGUGGAUUCAAGAGGGUCAAUGUCACUGUGACCAACCUUAACCCUUUAGCCACACGAUCGCCAUAAUACCAGGACGGACUGUAUGCGCAACAGUGCUUUGCUCAAUAACGUCCCUUUACUUAUCGUGGUAGAGCCGUCAAGUUUCUCCCAGUUCAGUUUCUGCCCCCGUACAUCUGCUUGUACUUGUCCUUAAAACUGGGCACAGCUUAUGGUAGUUUUCCGUAAAUUAUGUUUUUUAAAAUUUCCAUUACCAUAAUGACUAACUUUGCCGGCAACCACAGUUGAAGGAAAUUUCCCUUAAAUUAUAUGGAAAUUAUUUACAUUAUCGUAAUGAUUUUUACAUUGUCACCAUUAGGGUUGUUUCGAUCAUGUUUUUUAAGCUCCCGAUCCGAUCCCGAUCAUUUUAGUUUGAGUAUCUGCCGAUCCCAAUAUUUCCCGAUCUGAUUGCUUUUUUUUUGCUCCCGAUUUAAUUCCAAUCAUUCCUGAUAAUUUUUCCCGAUCAUAGACAUUUUGGCAAUGCGUUAAGAAAAAAAUGAAUAAAACUCAGACUAAUAUAUACAUUCAACAUACAGUACAUAAGUACUGUAUUUGUUUAUUAUGACAGUAAAUCCUCAAGAUGGCAUUUACAUUAUUAACAUUCUUUCUGUGAGAGGGAUCCACGGAUAGAAAGACUUGUAAUUCUUAAAGGAUGAAUGUGACUUUGUAUAUUGUGACUAAAUAUUGCCAUCUAGUGUAUUUGUUGAGCUUUCAGUAAAUGAUACUAUAGCCACUUAAAACCCUCAUGUUACACUGUCUACAUUUUUUGUAAAUUUUCGAAUUUCUCACCUUUAAAUCAAAGAAAAAGCAUAUUAAAAAAAACACCAGAGAGCUGCCAUUUCCAGGGGGUGUCUAAAAUGUCCUGAAUUUCAAAAUGCCACCUGCUGAGCUUUCUAAGGCAUUGCAGCAAUGAGAUUUUACUUUUGAUACUGAAACAUAGCAUUUUUACAUUUUUUGUAGCAUAGACACCCAUUAUAAUUCCAAUUUUUGAAUGCAUUGUAAACCUAAUGUGCAAAAAUGCAUUUCCCGCGAUUACCACAUCAAUUGCUUUAUUUACGCUUGUUCAGACGUAUGCAUGCCAAAUUUUUGGGUUGAGAGCAUUUACACCCCUUCACCGUUAGGUAACGCCAGAGGCUCGCAAAUGAUUUUGCCUUUUUGCAGCCGGCUCCAAAAUUUUGCAUCUUUGUUCAACAAUUCCGGUCGGGACUUUAGUAGGGCUUGGUGGGGACCUCCAGAAAUGACUGGCCGAGUUCUUUUUCAAAAAAUAAAGUGUUUGUUUGAAUUUUAUACGUCUACGCAAUACGCAUGCGUGUGAGCGUCUUUAGUUCAAACAGAUGUUCUGCAUAGAGAUUGGCUCAGAUUUCGAAAGUUACGUUUUGAGUUGCGUUUUUGAAUCUCAACUAUGAUUGGUCCGCCUCGUGUUUGAAUUUAUUAGCCCGCGAUUGGUCAAGCUCCGAUUGAUAGAAAGAGGAGGUCCUCCUCUUAUUACGCAGCGUCAUCCUAGGGAGCGUCAGGAUGACGGGAGUCAUAAUAGUCGGGUCGGAUCCAUCGGGCAGCGCCGAUCAUACUUAUGGAACUCGGAAAACAAAAAAGCGAUAUGGCAUCCAACCAACGAAGUGGCUGGACAUUACGUCCCUGCGCGAAUCCCCACGCCUGGCCCCACGUUGUAUGCAGUAUGAUGCUAGAUGAGCAGUCGGGAGACGGCGUUUGCGUUAUUUGUAAACCAGGAGAUCGUCGCGAAAAUAGUCGCAUUGACCAACAUCCAAGGGCUCCGAUCGCUCAAGAACUGGUCUCCCCUCAUGCUUCAAGAGCUGCGGGCGUAUAUCGGGCUGCUUAUCCUAGCUGGAAUGGUACCGCUCCAGGCAUGAAGCGACGAGCAGCUUGUGAGGCGUCAAGACCGGGCGUUCGACGUUCCCCGACGCAAUGGCUCAUCGGGGGUUCAUGGAGAUCAACCGAAUGCUCCGGUUCGAUGAUAAGCUGCUUAGACCACAGCGGUACUAUGCAAGCAAACUGUCGCCGAUUUAAGAUUUGUGGAUCAGCUGGAUUUUCCGGCUGCAUGAAAUGUAUAACGUGGGACGUAACGCGUCCGUGGACGAACACCUAAUUGCCUUUAGAGGACGCUGCUGCUUCAAACAAUAUAUGCCGUCAAAGCCUGCAAAGUAUGGCAUGAAGAUUUGGGCCCUUUGUGACGCUCGAACCUCCUACGCAUCAAAGCUGGAGGUCUACACCGGCAAUCCUCCAGGGGACACGCGUAAACACAACGUGGGAUUGCUUGUGGUGCUGGGACUCACUGACUGAUUGCUUUAUAUAAAUUCUGUUAUAAAUUCUUCAUAGCUGUUGUGACUUUCCUUUUCAAGGUUAUAGUGUAUGGAUAGCUCUGACUCCAGUGAACAUUUUGAGUGGUUGAAAGUAAAAAAAAUAUUCAUAAAUGACUUCGUUAUCACACCUCAAAACAUUUACAAUUAUUGUAAAAAUUGCGUGUUUACACAAAAAUGGCCAUUGGAAAAAAAUAGGCAUGCAUAAAAAAAUAUAUAUAUUAUUAUAACUCAAUCACCUUUUCAAGGCUCUAAUUGUGUGAUAUGAAAUGUUCCAAUUCAUGUUUUAUAUAUAUAUAUGUAUGUAUGUAUGUAUGGGGUAUUAUACACAAAAAUGGCCAUAGCAAAAAAUAGGCAUGCAUAAAAAAUAUAUAUAUAUUAUUAUAACUCAUUGACCUUUUCAAGGCUCUAAUUGUGUGAUAUGAAAUGUUCCAAUUCAUGUUUUAUAUAUAUAUAUAUAUGUAUGUAUGUAUGUAUGGGGUAUUAUACACAAAAAUGGCCAUAGCAAAAAAUAGGCAUGCAUAAAAAAAUAUAUAUAUCAUUAUAACUCAUUGACCUUUUCAAGGCUCUAAUUGUGUGAUAUGAAAUGUUCCAAUUCAUGUUUUAUAUAUAUAUAUGUAUGUAUGUAUGCAGCAUAGUUUGUUUUGGUUAUAGCACAGUACUGCUUUUAUUGUCCAUAGAGGGCAAAACAUACAAAUAAAAAAAAAAAAACUAUAUAUGUAUGGAUAGCUCUGAGGCCACAGAAUCAUUUUGUGUGGUUGAAUGUAAAAAAAUAUUCAGAAAUCACUUAGUUAUCGCACCUCAAAACAUUUACAAUUAUUGUAAACAACUGUAUGUUUAGGGGUAUUAUAAACAAAAACGGCCAUUGCCAAAAAUGGGCAUGGAUAAAAAAAAAAAAUCUCUUGUUAUAACUCUUUAACCUUUUCAAGGCUCUAAUUGUGUGAUAUGAAAUUUUCCAAUUCAUGUUUUAUAUAUAUAUGUAUGCAGCAUAGUUUGUUUUGGUUACAGCACAGUACUGCUUUUAUUGUCCAUAGAGGGCAAAAAAUACAAAUAAAAAAAUAAAAACUAUAUAUGUAUGGAUAGCUCUGAUGCCACUGAAUCAUUUUGAGGGGUUGAAUGUAAAAAAAUAUUCAGAAAUGACUUAGUUAUCGCACCUCAAAACAUUUACAAAUAUUGUAAACAAUUGUAUGUUUAGGGGUAUUAUACACAAAAACGGCCAUUGCCAAAAAUGGGCAUGGAUAAAAAAAAUUCUGAUAUUAUAACUCUUUGACCUUUUCAAGGCUCUAAUAGUGUGAUAUGAAAUUUUCCAAUUCAGUUUUGUUUUAUACAUAUAUAUCCAACAUAGUUAGUUUUGGUCGUAGCACAGUACUCCUUUAAUUGUCAAUAGAGGGCAAAAAAUACAAAUAAAAAAAUAAAAACUAUAUAUGUAUGGAUAGCUCUGAAGCCACUGAAUCAUUUUGAGGGGUUGAAUGUAAAAAAAUAUUCAGAAAUGACUUAGUUAUCGCACCUCAAAACAUUUACAAUUAUUGUAAACAAUUGUAUGUUUAGGGGUACUCCUUUAAUUGUCAAUAGAGGGCAAAAAAUACAAAUAAAAAAAUAAAAACUAUAUAUGUAUGGAUAGCUCUGAUGCCACUGAACAUUUUGAGGGGUUGAAUGUAAAAAAAUAUUCAGAAAUAACUUAGUUAUCACACUUAAAAAACUUUUACAGUUUUUGUAAAAUUUGUAUGAUGCGUCAUAUAUUUUUUUUGCUAACACAAGGUUAACUGCCCAGAUGCAUGAUGGGAAGUGCAACCAUGACUGUGUGUAGUGGUACCAAUUGAUAUAUCUUCUCUGCGUUGAGAGGGUGUUAAAAAAAAGAUUAACUACUUCCUUUCUUCCCCACAUUUAUUCCCAUGACAUUUCUAAUCGUAGGGAGAGGGAUUGUAAGGCUUUAGCCAAUUAUAAAAAGGCUCCAAAGGCUGCCAAAAUGCACUCUUCUCAUUUAACGCUGCCUUUAGGCCCUAUAUAUAGGUAAAACGGCGCCAUUACAGAUUGAACGCGACAAUGCGUGAGUGGGUCGUGCAGCGCAUGCGUUAAUUGCGUUAAAUAUUUUAACAUGAUAAUUUUUUUUAAUUAAAAUUAAUUACCGCCAUUAACGGGAUAAAUUUGAUAACCCGACCUUAAGCCUAAACUAAAGAUUCUAGAUGAGUGUAACAUAUUAUGUCUGUAACGUUAAAUACAAUCAGAAAACAAUUUAAUUAAAAACGGGAUCGGACCCGAUCGAUCGGCAUCUCUACCCUUAAUGUGUUCGGAUUUUAUCUGUUUUAUUUUGUUUUAAUGAGUUGUAAUGACUUUUAGCGCAACGAAUUGUUUUUUGCCCUUGAUUUUAUUUUAUAGUACUUCCCUGCCUUUUAUUUUUAAUGUACUAUAUUUUGCUUUGCUUCAAAGCACUUUGAGGACUUCUCAGGUUUUUGUAGAUAAAUACAUUUGAUUUGAACAUGGCCUGUGAUUACUCGAUAAGCUCGUUUUGACCCGAGCAGCUAGUGUAAAAAUUUCCUGUUAUGAAAAAGUCCAGAUGUUUCCUGUUAUUAACAAGUAAAGCCAAGUGUUCUAGUGUUCUACGAAUGUUUGUGUGCUUGCUUGUUGCAUUCCUGACUUGAUUUAAGCACGGGGGCCUCUAUCUGCAAAUGUUUCUGUGUGCUUUGUGUACUCCAUGACAUAUGCACUUUUGUCAAGCUAAUGGGACUUAACUUG